ACCUGUGUUCAGCCUGGCCCCAUAGAUUUUGCGUUAACGUGUAGGGGAUUUGAUCUAGAAAUAAAUUCAGUCUCGCACAAGCAUUUGAAUAUGAAAUAUUUUUCAGCAGCCAAGUUGUUCCACAGCCUCCGACCCUGUCCUUUCGGGGGGAAGGGUGAGAAGAGUGCAAAGUACUGAGGGAAAAAAAUACUCUUCCUCUUUGUGGGAGGCUGUUGCUAUAGAAAUCUCAAAGCAGGGCCCUAGAAAUACAUCCUGUUUGCUGUGUCUGCUUCAGGCCUCUGCCCAUCUCCAUCUGCUCCAGGGCAGGCCAGGCUUCCGGGACUGUGUGAUGUCUCUUACACCCACCACUUUCCUGGGCCUUGUGCUCUGCCUGGGACCAGAGAUCCAAGCACACAAUGGGAGCCUGCCUAGACCCUCCAUCUCAGCCGAGCCAGGCUCUAUGAUCCGCUGGGGAAUGCCUGUGACCUUCGUGUGCCAGAGCCCUCAUGGGGCUGAGGCAUUCCGACUGGAGAAGAGUAAAAGUAACUCAUACCAAGAUGUGAAGCUCUCUUCUGGGACUGAGAAAGAGGCUAGGUUCCUCAUCAACUCAGUGACGACAGACACUGCAGGGCGUUAUAACUGCCUUUAUUUUACAGGGAAUACCUAUUCUGAGCGCAGUGAGUUCUUGGAGCUGGUGGUGACAGGAGACCAUGGAUCUUUCAGCCCCUCACCCACAGUACUCCAUUCCUCACCUGUUGAGUGGCAGAGUUCUCAGCCUGGAGAAACUCUGUUAAAGGUUCUCGCACUGAGUCACAGGGCAAUUAAGGGGAAGAGUCUGAAUUCAGCCCUGGAAGCCAGAUCCCGGAUGUCAGAAUUUAAUGCCUCUCUACACCACCCCCUAGUGGAUACAACUCGUCCCCAAAUCCUGUCACCAGAACUGCUUUACAGUCUCAUUGGGAUCUCUGUGGCCUUUCUCCUUUGUCUCCUCCUUCUGGUCCUCUUCUUCAUCCAUCGUCAGUGUCAGAGAAAACACCGGAUCCCCAGAAGCAAGGGCAAGGAGCAAAAUCCACAGGAGAGGUUAAGCCCAGGUGUUGAUAUCCUGAACAGCACACCAGAUAUGGCCAGAGUGGAUGGACUUCCUGAGAAUGACAGAGAGAUGGACACCUCACCACUGCCACACCACCUUCACUCUCUGUCUAACGCCAGCGCCGCCUCUAGCUCGCCGAGCUCCAGCCGAAGGAGGAGGGGGGUAAAUGAGGAGAUCUCUGUACCAGGGCAAGUACAAAGCAGGCUGCCUGCGCAAAUCUACCCGUCUUAAAGCACUCAGGAAGCGACUGGCUGCCAAAGCCUCUACUGGAGGGAUGAAGAAACCUCAGUCGUCACACCUGCUACUGUGGCACUUCUGGAAAUCCGAUGUUAUCAGAAGUCCACUGAACUUCUGACUUGCCAACUUUCCUGCCAGCGUCUGGUGUGAGAAAUUGCCCAGGACUUCAAAAACAGAUCUGCGUUUCCAGAGUGCAGCUAUCGGUGCUUUGCAGGAGGCAAGUGAGGCCUAUCUGGUUGGCCUAUUUGAAGACACCAACCUGUGUGCUAGCAAACGUGUAGUUAUGCCAAAAGACAUCCAGCUGUAUGUAUAUAGCACGCAGUAUAUGUAUUGAAUGUAUUGAAAGAAUAAAUGAAUGGAUAAAUGGUAGAAUGAAUAAAAGAGAGAAUGGAUGAAUGUAAUAUUUACCAGCUUCAUUUGGGUGUCAGGGCCCACCGCUGCCUCCUGCCCUUCAAUUUCUCUAACUUUGACACAAUAUUUCUACACUGAGGUCCCAAAACCACUCUUGGGGCUCUAGAGCAGUUGAGAGACAACGGUGUUCCCAAUAGCUUUAAUAAGAACAGAAAGGUAAGAAAGAUAGAAAAGGAAAAAUAGAGAGAUGGUUGCUCAACCCGAAGUUCACAUGUAGGGAACAGGAAUCAGUAUUUCCGGGCAUCUGUAAUGCUGUGUUACAUACCACACCUCACUGAUUGCUAAACGGGCUUGCAAGUUGGGGGUUACUCCCUACUUUUAUAGAUGACAACAGUGAUGCUCUAAAAACUCUUCUGCCCAAGAUGUAGACCAAGACCACAUUACUUGGCAGUGAAGCGAAGAGUCUAGCUCAAGUCUGCUGUUAUCGAGGCUUUCCUGCCAUUUCCUAGUGUCCUCCACCACAAUCCCAUUCUAUUCCUACCAGACCCAGCCUCCUACACCCUCACACUCUAAAGUUCCAAUUAAUUAAGACAGUGUCUCCCUAGACUCCUUAACUGGGACUACCCCUGGGCUUUGUCCUUUGCCCCCUACAACUUACAA
Messenger RNA from Loxodonta africana (African savanna elephant), 2314 nucleotides. RefSeq names its product leukocyte-associated immunoglobulin-like receptor 1. Gene Ontology annotation, cellular component: plasma membrane. The transcript is spliced from 10 exons. NCBI's taxonomy places the organism in Eukaryota, Metazoa, Chordata, Mammalia, Proboscidea, Elephantidae. The record is from RefSeq and is a predicted model, not a curated record. The coding region runs from base 329 to 1297 and encodes 322 amino acids.